Penaeus vannamei (Pacific white shrimp) is the source of this 1701-nucleotide messenger RNA. Lineage: Eukaryota; Metazoa; Arthropoda; Malacostraca; Decapoda; Penaeidae. The record is from RefSeq and is a predicted model, not a curated record.
GUAGUGAGCCGAGGGAGCCCGAGCGAGGUGGUCCGUGCUCGAUUCUUCUGUGAAACUUUGUUACUUGUGUCUGUGGUGGUGUUUUGCGCGGGGACUUUGACGGCUGAGGUUGAACUUGAGGAGGAGGAGGAGAGCUGGAUCAGCGGCGAGGAGCUGUACACGGAAGGCAGCAGUGAGGACGAGGGCGCCUCAUCGUCCUCAUCCGCCCACGCCCACGCUCGCCACAUCCCCCAGGCGGACCACAAGAGGACCUGCCCCGUCCCCGCCCACUCCCCGCCCACGACCCCGCCCUCAGCCGCGUCGGAGCCCGCCCAGCAGGACGACCCGCACCUCACAGAGACCACGAGACUGUCACAAAUGGGUCUGGAUCAAAGUGCAGACGCCACGGGUGCCAUAGGAGGAACCGGGUCAGAGGCCGAGGAGGUGGAAGAGCAAGAGGAGGUGAUGCUGUGGCGACCCAAGCGAGGAUCCAUCAAGCUCCCCCACGUAGACCUCGACCCUCCAGCUCCUCUUUUGGAACAGGUUUCGGGGUGAGAAGGCGAUCCUCCUCUCCCGAUGCCCUCUUACCUGCCUGGAGCCUUUGUAGAGGAUGAAGAAGAGAGAAAGAAAGAGCGAAGAUUAAGCAGGGGUUGAAGAAGUAAAUUUUAUUUUCAUUUUUUUUAUUUAUUUUUUUUUUUUCUGAGACUUUUAUGAUAUAGAUUUUUUCUUUUUCUUUAUCAUUGUAAUUUUUACUUGUACUUUUAUUUUAUUUUAUUUCAUUUUUUUAUUUACUUAUAUCACAUUGACUUUUUUCCAAUUCCUUUUUUUUCUACUUAUAUCAAAGUGACUUUUUUCCAUUUCCUUUUUUUGGAAAAGAGAUUGGUAGGGCGUCAGGAUAGGUUUUUCUCCUUAAUUAUAACUCACACACCUGCUAGGACCACAGAGGUAUAUAUUUUACUUCAGCAAGCUUACUUGGCAUAUCAUUAACUAUGCUGACAGAUACAGGCAUCGUAGCUUUAGAGUUUUAGAUACUUUACAUACAUAAUGUGAAAAAAAAUAAUAUGAUAGCGACACAUUUUCCUGUAAUUUUAUAACCUAACACCCGACACCAGACACUUUUUCUGGAGAGCUUUUAGAUAUUAUGUAAUCUUCAUUUACUAAAAAGAAAAAAAAAGUAACUGUGAAAUAGCAAUCAUUAUACUAUGUCUAUGUAUAUUCAUCUAAUGGAGAUUUGUACUUUUUAAGUAGUAUCAAAUUUAAUUUCUAAAAAAAAAGAAAUGUGAUAAUCAAAAUAUUCUCACAGUUAUAUGUUAAAUGAAUCCAAUAGUGCUAAUAUAGUGCUAUAUAAUAUUAUCUAUAUUAUUUUCGUUAAUUUCAAAUGUUGAUGUAUAAAAUGAAAAGCAAUGCAUAAAAAAGUAAUGUUAUAUCUUCGGUUUACAUUUUAUGAAAGAUGAAAUUAUUAUUUUCUGUCUCUCUAUCUUCUUAAGAAGGUGAUGAUAAUGUUUGUAUGAUUCGUCAUCAUUAUUAUUUAAUUCUGUCAUGUAUUGGCUUUUUUUCGUUUGCAACCGUUUAUGUUGGCAGUUUGGCAUUUAUACUAUUCGUGUUUAUGAAUAGCUAUAUGUAAGGCUUUUUAUUUUUAUAGUAUUUUUUUUUGUAUGAUUUGCUAUUGGUAUUGGACGAUUGCGGCCAAAAAACAAAGAAAAAUUAAAUGAUAUGAAUAUU